CGAUUCACUCGCCCCACAGAUGGCAGAGUCAACUCAUAUAUCAAAUUCAAUUGGCCACAGCGGAGAACGCAGGGUGGCCGGUCGUCUUCCAUAUCAGCUGCCACGCAGCGCGGCAGUGAUGCCGAUGGUGAUGAUGACCAAAUCGAGGAGAUUCCUCGACCUUCAACUCAGUCAUCUUCGGCCCUGGUUGCUACUAGUCGCCACCACUCGAAUCAGCACUCAAAACAUCUAUCGUCCCAGAUUAUUGACAUGUUGUCGAAAUCGCAGAGGAGGUCUGACCGCUCGCUGUCUUUCUCAGACAGUGCAUCGCCCUCCGCAGAGUCAAACUAUUCAGUCACAUCCCCCUCUGCUCCGUCAUGGAGUCCUCACAGUUGGGCUAACCAUUCAUCGCCGAAAGGUCCUCCGAUGUUGCCGUCACAUUUUGGGAUGGUUUCCAAAAUGGACAAAAUAGAUAGGCAGCUUUGGGCAUUUUAUAUCAGGAAUUGGUGUCCUGGCCGAAGUAUUCUCGGCAAAACAAACUCCUGGCUGCAAGACUUUGCUCCCAUGGAGGGGAACAAUGGCGUGCUAUGUGCGAUGCAAAGCCUUGCCGGCAUUUAUGUCUACGACUACCAGCCGUUGGAGGACAUAAGUCGGCGCAUCAACCAUCGGUUUGCUCUAGCUGAGGCCCGUCUGAGUGAACUACUCUCCAAGAUGGAACUUACUGUUGCUGAAACGAGCGAAUUGAUCACUAUUUCUUCUAUUUUAUCGAUGCAAGACAUUGUCCUUACUGAACGCCGUCGCAAGCAACCACACAAUCCGCGUUGGCUUGAAGGGUUCAAGCAAAGUGAGCAUUUUCUUGAGCAAAUCGACGAAGGGUCGCGAUUCUGGUCAAAGUCCAAUGUCCAGCAGUCCUCCCUCCGCAUCUCUCAGUCCAUCAUUGUCGGCAGAGCCGUAGUGCUUUCGCAGCUCAUGGCGCCACUCAAGUCUCCCUCCGUCUUCGAUCCAGAGAAGGAGGCCGCUCGCUUUGGGUGGCUCCUCUACGGUAACAUGGAAGACAUGUAUGAGAUUCAUGGCGGGUGCGGCUUCUCAAAGAAACUGCUUCAUUCCAUGAGCCAGAUUUCAUACUGCGCUGCGCGGCUUUAUCAAGAUCCUGAAAGCACAAUCGCUCCGCUCACUGCCAAGUUUCUGCUCUCAGAGUUGCGUGAAAUGAGACAAUGGAGCAGCGCUCCCGACUCCGCACCAUGGGAAGAAGCCAAAUCUCUGCCGCAGACUAUUGAAAUGGUGCGUGCUGCUCCCGAAGGCUUUGUUAUCGAGAGUGCAUGUCACAUGACAGAAGUCACUGCGGAAGCUUGGAGAUUUGCAGCCAUUAUUUAUUUACAAUGCCGUGCUUUAAGAAUGCCUCGGAAUCACCCAGAAGUGCUGGGCGAUCUAUCUGACCUUGCCAAAUGUAUAAAUAUCAUGCCAACCUCAGGCUACAAUUUCACCGCCCAGGCACCUCUAUUUCCAGUCUUCCUUUUAGGAAUGCUUGCUACUGUUCCUGCGCACGUUUCUGUUGCACAGACCUGGUUUGAAAAGGUCACCAGCACGCCAGUGAGAAGUAGUGUGCCUCCGCUUUAUGACGCGUUGAAACGGAUCUGGAUGUGGAUUGAUGUUGAGCCCUCCCUAAAGCCUCCACCCAAAAGAAAGAGAGCAAAGUUAGAUGUCGAUGUCGGCAAAAGAUUUCCAUGGUGGGAGCAUCUAGUCAAACGCGUGCAGGAAAACGAGACCGAGAUACUAUGCUUAACCUGA
Molecule: messenger RNA, 1767 nt
Organism: Trichoderma virens Gv29-8
Lineage: Eukaryota; Fungi; Ascomycota; Sordariomycetes; Hypocreales; Hypocreaceae
Exons: 5
Source: RefSeq, a predicted model, not a curated record